This is a messenger RNA of Polychytrium aggregatum, 657 nucleotides long. RefSeq lists its product as uncharacterized. Gene Ontology annotation, molecular function: protein binding. NCBI's taxonomy places the organism in Eukaryota, Fungi, Chytridiomycota, Chytridiomycetes, Polychytriales. The coding region runs from base 1 to 657 and encodes 218 amino acids. The record is from RefSeq and is a predicted model, not a curated record. The transcript has a single exon.
AUGAUCAAUAACCAGCUGCAGGCUCUGCCGGACUCGAUCGGCAACCUGAGUCUGCUGACGUUCCUGUCCCUCGGCGGCAACCAGCUAUCGACCCUGCCGAGCUCGAUCGGCGCCUUGACUGCGCUGACCUAUCUCUCGGUCUGCCACAACCGCCUCAGACAUCUGCCCGACUCGAUCGGCAAUCUGCAGUCUCUAUCGCAGCUCUAUCUGAGCAACAACGACCUCGUGGCUCUCCCGGAUACCAUCGGCAAGCUAAGGUCGCUCUUGCAUCUCGACGUCAGCCACAACCGCCUCGUUACGCUGCCCGAGUCGGUGGGUCUGCUUGAUAAUCUGACCUCGCUCAAGGCACACCACAACUCGCUUUGCUCCCUGCCCGAGCCCAUCGGCCGACUCACGACCCUCAGCCACCUGAGUCUGAACGACAAUCAACUCCAGGACCUUCCCGAAUCGAUUGGCCGCCUCACAUCCCUCUCGGUCUUGCAGAUUUCCAACAAUCCGCUGGCAUAUACCCCUCGAUUCGCCUCGCUGCCCUUCAUCGUGAUGCUGGAGCAUUCGUGGAUAUUUCGGAUUCGGCGAUGGCUCGAGGGCAAACCGCUCGUCAGCCACUCAGCCGAGGAUGAGGUGGUCGACAUGACCGCCAGCUACUGCCGACAGUAG